Messenger RNA from Penicillium coprophilum, 1848 nucleotides. It is a transcript of the gene pps1, whose product is annotated as tyrosine/serine/threonine protein phosphatase PPS1. Gene Ontology annotation, molecular function: protein tyrosine/serine/threonine phosphatase activity. Lineage: Eukaryota; Fungi; Ascomycota; Eurotiomycetes; Eurotiales; Aspergillaceae. The record is from RefSeq and is a predicted model, not a curated record. The coding region runs from base 1 to 1848 and encodes 615 amino acids. The transcript is spliced from 8 exons. Gene Ontology annotation, biological process: protein dephosphorylation; nuclear DNA replication.
AUGGCCACCGUGCUAGUUCAGCAGCAGGCGCUGCACCACUCAACCCCUCCUCCCUCUCCGAUCCCCACAGCCUUGACCGUAAACCGACGAUCGAGUCCCAUACCGAACCGACAUAUUCCAGUAUGCCCCACGGGUCCUACUCCAGCACCUCAACCUACUGCCGCAUCCCGACCCAGCGACCAGCCAUCCUCGCUGUUGUCUCCCCCAGAUGAGAAAAUGCGCAUUGGACGACCAUCGUCCCCCGCCGUCUGGGAUUCUUUUCAAGUCGCAAGCGUCAUGCUCGUCGCACUCCGAAAUGCUGGCGAGGUAUCAUCGUGGUCAAGCUGGGGGGGUGACUUGACCAAGUCACGUAUCAAGGGUGCAGUAAGCGCCCAUGAGAUACUGGCACCUUCAGCACAUUUCCUGAUGGCCGAUCCUCCCGAGGGAUUUUCUGUUCGAAACUUUCAAAUACAAACUGCCAAACUGGCUGCGAUGUCGGAUAUUGUUAUUUAUGCGGAAGAUGAUAACAGUCAUUGUGGACUUGUUGAGCUAGCCAACCAGUUUGCCAAGGCGCAGCAGUUAUGGCGAAAGAAAAUGGACCCCCUGGAGGAGCGACCGGCCUACAACACCUUCAUUCUUGCCGACAAAUUUUCCAACGUUGCAGAAAAGCAACCUGAGAUCAUUGCGAUCGAUGCGGAAGGUCAACCGACAGGCCGAAUCAUGGAUUUCGUCCAAUGGGAGCGAUUGGAAAUGACGACAAUGUCCCGGGCAUCCGAGAUUUCGUCUAAUGUUUGGCUCGGACCUACCCCGGAUUACUUCCAUACGACUGGAGCUCUUGAAUCACAAAAGGAAGAGGGCUAUGACCUGUUGAUCGAGGCAUGCGACAUGGCCAAUAUUCCUGGUCCGCGCUUCCUCGCCAUGCUCAACAAACAGAUAGAGACUGGUCCACAGCGCUUGGAGUUCCCUUCAUCGGGAUCUCUUGUGCUUCCAUCGGGGAACACCCGAGAGGUUGAGGACAUAGUCAAUACCAUCAGGUGGAUCUAUUAUCUUGCGCAUCCAGACACGUCACCGGACGAGCUCGAAGCCGACGGUGAUGUCGCGAUGACCAAACCGAGUGGACAACCCCUUAAGAUCCUCAUCCACUGUGCGGAUGGCUAUACCGAAAGCUCGCUGUUGGCAGUGGCGUACUUUAUGUUCGCAGAAGGAGUGCCAGCUCAUGAAGCUUGGCUUCGGCUGCAUUGCGAUAAGAAACGCAACUUCUUCGCCUAUUCGACAGACGUUUCUUUCCUGAACCAUAUUCAAGGACGUCUCUUGCAGGAAAGCCCCGCGACUCAGUCGACGGAUCUCUCGGAAAUCUGGAAUCCGAAUUGGUUCCACAACAUGGAUGGAUCCUUCCCCAGCCGCGUCCUGCCGUAUUUGUAUCUGGGUAAUCUGACUCACGCAAAUAAUCCGGAGCUUCUAUGGGAGCUUGGGAUCAAGCGUGUGCUCAACAAUGGCAUUGAUCCAUUGUGUCAGGAGUACGAUCGUUGUCUGGAGUUUAUUGAAAAAGGAAAGCGCCAGGGCACAGCCACAUUGGUCCAUUGUCGAGUCGGUGUUUCCAGAUCUGCAAGCAUUUGUAUCGCUGAAGUCAUGGCGUCCAAAAAUCUCUCUUUCCCACGCGCAUACUGCUUUGUCCGCGCACGGCGACUCAAUGUCAUCAUCCAACCACAUCUUCGCUUUGUCACUGCUCAACAAGCCCUAUUCGAGGCACUAAGAGUAGCCUCUGGUCUUGGUUCCGAGGCCCGUCCCAAAUUCACACGGUCAGGAUUUGAAGGACGGAUGACUGGAUUCUAUGGAAUUCUCAUUCCUGCUGCAAUCACAAUCCCCUAA